AUGCCCAUCCACGGUGCUGCGCAGUGUGACGCCUCAGAUGAGCUCUUCUCACUGCUUCUAGAGCACGGCGCAGAACUCGAAGACGCACGGAACGACUUCGACCGCACACCGUUAAAUCGAGCCGUCUCAUGUAACAGCGCUCACAGCUGUGCAUUCCUCCUAGACCACGGCGCCGAUAUGAACCGACUGAAUCGGGAGGGUGAUACCCCCAUGUUCGAGGCAGUGAUGAAGAACUCGCAUGCGUGCAUUGAGCUGCUGAUUUCACGGGGGGCUGACUAUCGCCGGGUGAAGGGGAGGCAGACUGUGCUGCAUAUUGCUGCGAUGAGGGGGGAUCAGCGAACGUUUGAAAUACUGACGGCGGCGGGCAUGGAGGGUGUCAAUGUCAAUGCGAGAGAUGGAGAGGGGAGGACCGCAAUGGGGUUGCUUGCUGGACGGGUGGGGAUGCCAACAGAGACUCUUGCAGCCUUCGACAAGUUGCUGGCGAGUUUGAAUCCGGAGGUAGCAGAGGGAACCUGUGAGGAAGAGUUUAGUGAUGCGGUGGAAUACAUGUAA
This is a messenger RNA of Penicillium maclennaniae, 552 nucleotides long. Its product is annotated as ankyrin repeat domain-containing protein. Gene Ontology annotation, molecular function: protein binding. The record is from RefSeq and is a predicted model, not a curated record. Lineage: Eukaryota; Fungi; Ascomycota; Eurotiomycetes; Eurotiales; Aspergillaceae. The transcript has a single exon. Bases 1 to 552 code for a protein of 183 amino acids.